UCCAAAGAAUCAAACAAUUCGAGUCGCAGCCAGUUCGUCGUAAGCUCAUUCUCUUCAGCUCUCACUAUUCAAAAAUUAAAAAUUAAAAUGGGGAAAUCGGAAGUGAAAGGUAUGGUGACGUCGCUGUCUUCAAUGUUCCCGGCGGAGGAGGUUCAGAAGGCGGCGAAGAUGGUGGAGGAGAAGUUAUCGGAGAAGCAGAACGAAAUGAAUCAGUUAAAAGAAUUCAUCGCCGAUAACACUUCCCUCAUCAACCUCGUUCAAAAGCUCCCCGACGAACUCCACCACGAUAUCAUGGUUCCGUUUGGGAAAGCGGCGUUUUUUCCUGGUCGUUUGAUUCAUACGAAUGAGUUUCUGGUUUUACUGGGAGAAAGUUAUUAUACUGAAAGAACAGCUAAACAAACUGUUGAAAUCCUAAAGAGGAGAGGGAAAUCAUUGGAGUCUAAAGUGGACGCAUUGAAGGCCGUAAUGCAGGAUCUUAAAGCUGAGGCUUCUUUUUUUGAUUCCACUGCUUCUGAAGCUGCUGAGGGUCUUGUGGAGAUUAGAGAGUAUGAGGAGGAUAAUUCUACCGAACGGGCAUCUCAAUCAGGUUCACUGGAACUUGAAACUCCUAGUGUGGCUGAAGCAGACAAUAAAAUGGGUGCAUCUGAGGAUGAUGAAUAUGAACGUAUAAUGUCAAGGUUGGAAGAGCUUGAGAAAGAAGAACUUGCAGCUGAAGAUAAUGAGGAGAAUCUUGAAGAUGAAGAUGAAGAUGCUAAUGCAGUUGAAAGUGACAGCAAUGAAGAUGAGUUGACUAAAGCUGCUUUUCAUAGAAAAAAGGAUGAAUGUUACAGUUAUCUUGAUCAUGGUCAAAGAUAUUCAGAGUCUCAGUCAAGGAAACAACUACAGCAGUUCAACGGCAAAGAACCAAUUGAAGAGAUGUCCGAUAAAUAUAAACAUCAAGAUUUAACUAAUCAGUUCGCUUCUACUGGAUUGACAGAGGAACCUGUUACCAAAGGUGAAAUUUCACAUGGUCGAAUUAUACAACAAGACACAAAGACUUCAAGUCCUUCCAUAAAUGCAUCUGCUCCUUUCCAAAAGGUUAGGCCUACAUACCGAAGGCUAUGGAAGUAUCUUGCACCUUCAACUAUGUUGCUUUCCAUCUUCACUUCUUUCAGGUCCAUACAAUUCGUACAUUUUAUAAAAUAUAGGUUCUGCAGAUUUCCUAAAGCCAAAAUAUUCAGUGACCUUGAAUCUCUGAAAUCUAGAAGGCUUACAUGUUCAAUGGCACAGCUACAGAACUUGUUGAACCUCGAAGCUUUUUCCAACUCCGAAGCGCUUGUAAAAGUAAGUCAACACAUUCAAAUAUUUUAAAUGCUCCAGUUCCUCCAAAAGCAAUGAACAUCCAUAGCCACAUCUCAUCAUUUUCAGUACUUGCAACUUAGAGAAACUGGAUAUAAGUUGUUGUGGGAUCAUUUCUAGAUCGCGUGUCCACUCUAGAUUCAAAUAUUUCAGCUUUUCCAGGGCCUUCAAUUCCACCGACAACUUUCUUAUUUUUGUGAAUGACAGGUUGAGAUGUUCUAGUGAAACCAACUUUGCAAUUCCUACCGGCAAUUCUUCCAAAUUUGUAUUGUCGGACAAGUCUAGAACCCUUAGCAUCGGCAUAGAAUUAAAUAAAUCAUCCAUGAUUACCUUCAAAU
Gossypium raimondii (Peruvian cotton) is the source of this 1676-nucleotide messenger RNA. RefSeq lists its product as uncharacterized. The transcript has 9 exons. Gene Ontology annotation, molecular function: phosphatase inhibitor activity; transcription corepressor activity; chromatin binding. NCBI's taxonomy places the organism in Eukaryota, Viridiplantae, Streptophyta, Magnoliopsida, Malvales, Malvaceae. Bases 88 to 1350 code for a protein of 420 amino acids. Gene Ontology annotation, biological process: negative regulation of phosphatase activity; negative regulation of transcription by RNA polymerase II. The record is from RefSeq and is a predicted model, not a curated record.